Molecule: messenger RNA, 954 nt
Organism: Panicum virgatum (switchgrass)
Lineage: Eukaryota; Viridiplantae; Streptophyta; Magnoliopsida; Poales; Poaceae
Exons: 3
Coding region: 136-735 (199 amino acids)
Source: RefSeq, a predicted model, not a curated record
GCGGGCCCCGCUGGACUCUCCACUCCCACUACCAUUCCCACUCCCACCACAGCUCUGAAGACUGAGAGUGAAGAGUGAAGAGAGAGACCCUCCGGUUCGGAGCGCCGCCGCCGCCGCCGCCGGAGCUCGAGACCGAUGGGCGGCUUCGCCACCUCGCGCCCGGCCUCCAUAGGCCUCUGCGCCUUUCUCAGCUUCCUCAACCUCUUCGCCUUCCUCCUCGCCGUGGGCGCCGAGCGCCGCCGCAGCACCGGGAAGGUGGUGCCGGACGAGUACGACGACCGCUCCUACUGCCUCUACGACACCGACGCCUCCACGGUGUACGGCGUCUCCGCCUUGUUCGUGCUCCUGCUCCAGCAGGCCAUCGUCACCGCCGCCACGCGGUGCCUCUGCUUCGGCCCCGCGCUCUCCUCCCGCGGCUGCGCCGUCGCCGCGUUCGUCCUCUCCUGGACAACAUUCCUUAUAGCGGAAGCUUGCCUCAUAGGAGGAUCAGUGAGGAAUGCAAAACACACCAAAUAUUUAGGUUACUAUAUGAAGCACGAUUUGGUGUCCUGUGCCACCCUUCGCAAGGGGGUCUUCGCAGCUGCUGCUGCGAUGAUGCUUAUCAACCUCGUGGCGUCCCUUGUCUACUAUUGGAGUUACUCAAAAGCUGCAACCGGUGGGUUCAUGAAGCACCAAAACGAGGUUGGGGUGGGCAUGACGGAUUACGGCCUUGACAUGGGUGUUUCUGGGCCCUGAGUGAGCUCGCAUCUUGUUGCUCUGUCUGUGCACUAGCGCCAUAUAUCUGUUCCUAUAUCCUGUGCCUGAAGCUCUGUUGUUGCUCUACACUGUGUGAACGACUCCAGAACUGUACUCAAAUACGCGUGAAAGUUUGGUAGUGUUAUUGUAUGGUUCACGAGCUCUCUCUCACUCUCUGUGAAGAUGUGGUAGCCUUCAGUAUUAUUUUUCUGUUGUGCA